AAUGGACCGCUCGGUUCCAGUUUCAAAUGUCGACGUACAAACAAAACGCUGCGUCCCUAACCUGCAUUUAAAAAGCGCGUUUCGCUGGCAGGCAGAACAUCGCAGGGAAAAAUCAGAAACAUUUAGGUCCACGAUGGACGAAGUGGACGAGUUGCAGAAUAUGGAAAACGUGUGCAGGCUCUGCCUUUCUACCGACGAACCAAAGUUAUCGGUAUUCGGAGAGCAAGAGUCCCCGGUAUCGUUAGCCAAUAAAAUACAGGCAUGCCUAUCAAUUCAGAUUUUAGCCACCGACAAACUAUCAACCCAGAUAUGUGCAGAAUGUGUCAAAACUGUGAAUCAAUGGCAUAAUUACAAGGAAGUAUGUCUUCGUUCUCAAGACAAACUACAUUUAUGGCUAGAAAAACAUGUACAAACACCCCCAGUGAUUGCAAGUAUCAAGAGCGAACCAGUGGACCUAGACUUUUAUGAUGACAUUGUUGAAGUGAUUUCAGAAUCCACCAAUGAUUCAGAUUUGGAGCCAAUUAAUCUUGAGGAAAGUACAGAUAGUUUGGUGAAUAAUGUUCCAGUUCAAGAGCUAACUGAUAAUGAAAUAGAAACAGAGAGGGAUCAACCAGCAUUGGCAAAGGAUAUGGACAUAUGUAUUAUAAAAUCAGAGCCACAAGAUGACUAUGAUACAGAUUGUACUAUAGAGAUAGAAUCAGUUACAGGUAGUGAACUACCAAAUCAGCUUACAGAUAAAGAUGAUAUAGUUAUGGAAGCCGAUUCUACGCAAAAGUUUAACGCAUCCGCAACAGUAAAUAAAAAGAGAACCAAACGGGGUCCGCACACUCAUUUCAGAGGAACACGAGUUUUUAAACAAAAGUGUGUACAUUGUCAAAUCAUUUUGCACUCUAAGCAAUCUUAUUCGAAGCACAUGGAAAGAUUCCAUACCGAUAAACAAAAUGGUAGUACCGAGGUAGCCGAGUUACAAGAUGGGGAAGAAUUGGUCGAGGAUUUAGAGGAUGAGUUGAUGAGCAUGGAGAAGGAUGCUCCCUUGACUCAAGUACAACAGAAUAUUAUCAGCCAAUUAAAAACGUACUUGUGUUACACUUGUCAGCAAACCUUUACCGAUUGGAGGAGCACUCUCACUCAUAUCCGUGAACAUAUGCCCGAUUUAAGGCCAUGCACAUGCAUCGCAUGUAUGACGGAAUUUCCGGAUGGAUCGAUGUUCAAAUUACACUGUGAAGUAUCAUUUGAGUGUGCAAUGAAAAUCGCAUUAGUCAUACCAAAACACGGCGAAGAGAAGUAUUUCACGUGUAACAUGUGUUUACGCGCUAUGCGAAAUAGAAAGGAACUACUCAGUCAUCUCUCGAAACACUCCGAUAAACAGUACGAGGAACUGGUGUCGCCUUCACGAUCUCCCCCUAAAUUGAAACCAAUGACCCCGCUACCAUCUCCUAAACAGAAGCAAGUAAACAAAGUGCAUGAAGCUAAAUUAGAGAUACCCAAACCCUACAAAAACGGCGAUGCCGCAUAUAAUCACGUUUGCGAUUUAUGCGGAAUGAUUUAUAAGUUCAGACCUAACAUGUUGAAGCACAAAAAUCUAUGCCAGCAUUUGCCACCGGAGAAUAGAACAUCCUACAGAUGCGUCCACUGUGGAAUGACGUUCCUUGUGUUUAAAAAGUAUCACAGCCAUAUUACGUUCGAUCACAAAAAGAAGGAUUUCACUUGUUCCAUUUGCAACGCCAAAUUCAGGUCUCCAAGCGAUUACUUGACACAUCACGAAUCGCAUCGCUCGACUCGCAAUAAGAAGUCAUCACAUGAAAGUAGUGAAUCAUCCUCCAUGCCAAACAUAUCGACGCCUAUCAAAGACUGGGACACCUUUGAGGCUGAAAUGAACGCGAGCAAGAUAACCAACAGUAAUCAGUACAGCUGUGCUCUUUGCAACCUGGAGUUCGCUACCAGAGCCGAACUGACCGAGCACAGAAACCUUCACUUGAAGGUGAAGAUCUAUUCCUGCGUUAUUUGCCGUAGCAUGUUUAGCAGCGCUGGUGCUUUGGAGAUCCAUAUGAAGGAUCACGGUAUAGAGGAUCCAAACGAGAGGGACGCAAACAUCUCAUGUGUAGAGUACGGAACGACGAAACCUGAGCUGGAAAAGUCAAAAUCAGUAAAUAUCAGCGCAACUUCAGAUCCUGGCACGGCCAAGAAUAAGUGUAACACGUGCAGUAAAGUAUUCUCCAACUACGCGAAUGUCAGACGACAUAUAAGGAACAUACACAAAUCGGGCAAGGCGCAUAUCAGAUGUACCGAAUGUCCUCAGAUGUUCAGGAGCACCUUUACAUGCCAUCGUCAUGUAAUGCAGGAACACAAGUCCUCGAAGACUGCGUUCCAGUGUCCCCAGUGUCCAAAGACCUUCGUCUUCAAAGCGAACAUGAACCAACAUUAUCGAACUGUGCAUGGCUCUGAAACGCCUGGUAGUUACGCUUGUGACAUCUGUGGCAAGACAUUCUUGGAAGAAGCAUCUCUGAAGAUACACAGGGGUUGGCAUAACCGAACCAAUUUUCGGUUAACCGCUGAUCUCGCAAAUGAAAAAGAUCAGAAGAAGCAAAUACUCAGAAAUAUGACCUCGCUGAAACAAGAGGAGCAGUCGUUGACCGGGACCUCGAGCAGGCCAGCUAGAGCAAAAAAAUCCUUCCCAAGCCCGCCAUCGUUGAAGAGCAGCGCUGACUAUCAAUGCCAGGUUUGUAACGACAAGUUCAAUGAUGUGGUGGAACUGAGGGAACACUUAUGGGAUGUUCAUUGUGCUCGUAACAAGUCUGAGAAGAAUUUCACCGACAACAAGUUCCAAUGCGAUCUCUGUACGUACAUUCUACCUGACCAGGAAUCAUUCAACAUGCACAUGCAGUGGCACAAAGUUCAUCCCAUCCUAAGCAACAUCGGUAAACCUUCCUUCCCUUGCGAAAUCUGUGGGAAAAACUACAGUUCCAAGAAGGUAUUGUGGAGACACAAGAAGCUUCACAAAGCCACCACCGUGGCUACUGCUAAGUUCCAAUCGAUCACCAGGAAACCCACCCUGUCGAGCCAGUACACGUGUAAUAUCUGUCGCAAGGCAUUCAGCAGCAACCAGUCGCUACAGCGUCAUAAACUGAACUUACAUGCCAACAUAUUCAAUGAACGAGCACAGAUGAUGUUUAACAACACGGCAAAAAUUCCUCAAGAGGAACCGAAAUCAAAGAGAGUGAAAUUAGAAGUAGAUGAUCCGACGCAGAAAGUAUCAGAAGCCAUGGACGCUUUACGCGCUGGCAAGAAGGCCGUAAUGUGCCACGUCUGUAGAAAGUUCUUCCCCAACAUGAGUAUACUGUACAAGCACAAACAAUAUGCCCAUAACAAGUCUCGCGUGGUGAAGAACAUCGUGAAGCCCUCAACUGUCGAGUGCAUCCCGUUGGCCGCACCCGAGGGCCGGGUAUGCUGCAACAUUUGCUUCAAGGAGUUCUCCGGUGUGUCAAAUAUGCGGCAGCACUUUACCGUGAAACACAAGAAUACCACCCUCAAGUACGCCUGCCCAGUCGAGGGUUGUAAGUUAAUGUUUCUAACUCCGGUCGCCCUGAAGAAUCACGAGCUAUCACACACCUCGAUGAUCUACAGUUGUAACCUCUGUGGCAAACACGUGUUUAGCAGAUCAGCAAUGUCCACUCACAUGCUGACCGUGCAUAAGACAGUCUACUAUGCCGAAGAGAACAAAAAUUUCCACAGAGAGACAGACUUGCACACCUAUGUGGUGGAAGGUGCAGUGGAUGCAACUUGUCCUCACUGCAAGAUCAAGUAUCCCAACAACAGAGCCAUGAAGAUUCAUUACUUCAAGUUCCACGAUGACACGAAUCGUUAGGUCCGUGAGCAUUUUGUACGAUCGAUGAACGAUUCAGCAGAAAAGUUUUUUUGAGGGGCGGGGGGUUUCAACAAAGCGUGACUGGUGGUCCUAUCAGCACAGGAAGAUUCUCCGAACUGGAUAAACGCUGUCUCGUACUCUUUUUUUUCUAUCAAUCUUAAGUUUCUGUGUUCGGUCAUGGACAAUGAUGUUCGUACAGACUUCGAGAUGCAUCUCGCCUUUCCUAUUCAUUGUUUCACUGGUGAUGUUUGAAUACACUUCGGCAUAUCCUACUUCUCUGUAGCCGCUGAUCAAGAGCUAAGUCUGUCUCUUGUUCGAUGCUGGCAGCACUUUACCAGAUCCACCAUUGUACUUGUAAAUAACACCCUAUUGCUGUAGAGUAAUGAAGGUAUAUAAGAGAGUCUAUAUAUUUGUUUGAUGUUUCUACGAGAGUCACUACAUUUUUUAAACAGAAUUUUUUAUUUUGUUCAUCACGUGGUCGAUGAUACUCCUCCGGCAUCUGCCGAUGUAUUCAGAAGACCAUGAAUAUUAAUCUCAACUUCUGUUAACGUGACUUGAACCGAUUGCCUAAGUAUCGUGAUGUUCAGUUUUGAGUCAACAUAUCAUGGUGGAACUAUGAUUACAGGAAGCCGGAUGUAAGGUUGAUUCAGUGUUAGAUCUAAAGUACUGCUUCAUCAGAGUACAAUAUUGAUCAUCGGUUCAAAGUACGUUAAUUUGAAUGAUGGAUUUAAAUGAAAAUGAUGUGUCGAAGAUGCGAAUCAUGUUCAUUUUUCGUUUUAUUUUUCGUUUGUUUGUUAUUAAGCAAUAGCGUAUCAUAUUGUUUCUACUACCGAGCGCAUUUAGUAUACGAGAGAAACUGGGAACUAUGCAUUUUUUAAAGGAUUGCUAUAUUGUGCCAGCAACUGGUUGUUCUAAACAGAUUGGUGAUGGUGUGGAUAAGAUUGGAGAGUUGGCAUAUUUCUGGACACUGGAAUGGAGAACUCUGUUUUAGAUUUUAUUAUUAAACGCAUAUUUGUAUAUGCAAUGUAUAAGCUGUAGCGUUUUUGCAUAUAGUGAACAAAUAAAGGGAGAACAAAUAAA
Messenger RNA from Osmia lignaria (orchard mason bee), 4945 nucleotides. RefSeq lists its product as uncharacterized. NCBI's taxonomy places the organism in Eukaryota, Metazoa, Arthropoda, Insecta, Hymenoptera, Megachilidae. Gene Ontology annotation, cellular component: nucleus. Gene Ontology annotation, molecular function: zinc ion binding. The record is from RefSeq and is a predicted model, not a curated record.